CUUCCUCUUUAUCUUUGAUUACAAUGCUGAUGUUUGUGACGGUGGUUAUACUAACAUAUGAACAGAUCUCAUUUUCUCCAAGUUCCUGGUUUCUUUAAGGAAUAAAAAGAUCAACCGUUAUCAACAGUUUGCCACCGAACUCACAAACUCCAGCUGAGGACAGGUAAGACACAAGCUGAGCAUAGAAGAAGACAUGGUGUCCACUGGAGCUACAGUGAUGGUGAUCAUGUUGAUCACUGUCUGUGUGCAGGCUACAUCUGCAGACAAUCGCAUGUGUUGCCGCAGUUACACUAAAACCAAAAUCCCAUUUGCUGCAAUCAAGGGUUACUCAAUCCAGACUACUCCAGCGUGUCCUAUUAAUGCCAUCAUUUUCCAUACAAAGAAGGGAAAGCACCUAUGUGUCAAUCUUGCUUCGGGCUGGUUGAUGAACUACAUCAAUCGUUUAAGGACAAAAGCAAGAGCGGCUCACAUCAAGACAUCAGUGUAGCAGACGUCCAUCCCAGCUCUGUCUGCUGUCCUUUUAUUGUUUAUUCAACUUUAUUUCAAGUUUUGUUGAAGAUGUGUGAUUGUGCAGUUCAGCAACCAGCUUGGUUGGCUGGACACUCGCUGAAUACUUUGUAUACGUUUUUUGAAUAGAUGUUGUAAAAAGUAUUUGCACUUGUUGUAAAAAAAAAAGAAAAAGAAAAGUUAAUAGCAUUGGCAGAAAUAAAUAA
Cheilinus undulatus (humphead wrasse) is the source of this 713-nucleotide messenger RNA. Its product is annotated as C-C motif chemokine 20-like. The record is from RefSeq and is a predicted model, not a curated record. NCBI's taxonomy places the organism in Eukaryota, Metazoa, Chordata, Actinopteri, Labriformes, Labridae. The transcript is spliced from 4 exons. Gene Ontology annotation, cellular component: extracellular region. Gene Ontology annotation, biological process: positive regulation of GTPase activity; G protein-coupled receptor signaling pathway; lymphocyte chemotaxis. Gene Ontology annotation, molecular function: CCR chemokine receptor binding; chemokine activity. The coding region runs from base 194 to 487 and encodes 97 amino acids.